This is a messenger RNA of Schistocerca americana (American grasshopper), 816 nucleotides long. RefSeq names its product aquaporin AQPAe.a-like. Gene Ontology annotation, cellular component: plasma membrane. The record is from RefSeq and is a predicted model, not a curated record. Gene Ontology annotation, biological process: transmembrane transport. The coding region runs from base 1 to 816 and encodes 271 amino acids. Lineage: Eukaryota; Metazoa; Arthropoda; Insecta; Orthoptera; Acrididae. Gene Ontology annotation, molecular function: water channel activity. The transcript has 6 exons.
AUGGUGUUUCAGUGCCUGGGCCAUGUGAGCGGCGCGCACGUAAACCCAGCAGUAACGGUGGGCCUGUUGUCAGCCGGCCACGUUUUCCUCCUGAGGGCCGUGAUGUACAUAGCGGCCCAGUGUGCUGGCGCAAUUGCUGCUGCUGUUGUCCUCAAGGCGCUGACACCAGAGGAGUCUGAGUCGACAUUAGGUGUGACGGCAGUCAGCCCACAUUUGACGCUGACGCAGGCGGUCUUCGUGGAGGCUUUCAUAACAUUCUUCUUGGUGAUGACGGUGUUUGGCGCCAGGUCUGCCAGAGGCAGUGCUGGAUUUGCCAUUGGCGUAUCCAUCACGACAUGCCACCUGUUCGCGAUGCAGUACACAGGUGCUAGCAUGAAUCCGGCUCGCUCACUUGGGCCUGCAAUGGUGACCGGUGUGUGGCACAAUCACUGGGUGUACUGGAUGGGACCACUCGCAGGAGGCAUUGCAGCUGGCGCCAUGUCCAGUUGUCUCUUCAGACCAAGCGUCCCUAAAGCACCAAGACAACCCUACAAAGGAAAUGGAAGAGCUUACAGGCCAGUUACACCAGAAAGUGUGGGCGCCAACUUGCUCGAGGACUUGCAGAAGUCGUCGUCCAUCUUAGGUGGUGGUGAGCGCAUUAAAAUCACCAACGAGGAACAGCUUUCCUGGAAAUUACAACAGGGCCCUCGCAUCUUCAACGUCGAGGUGUGGAUUGCCCGCAAAAGUGACAGUGCCUACCAAUGUCUCGACGGCCACAGGUGUUGCUUCAGUGGGUCAAUUGUCACGAUAACAAUGAUAGUUUGCAAUAUUGGCUAG